UUGCAGUCGCUUCAAACACUUUGAUCGAACACUGUCUGUUCGAACAAGUUGUUAGCAGUGUUACAAAGCGAAGAUAAAGUGCGGAACGAGUUCUGGAUAGAGGAUUGCUUGAAUAAAAACGACGUUAAAGAAUUCUUGACGUCUCGACGCGUCCCAAAGGAUAACGGUGGCUUAACUAUCACGGACGUUCGCUUUUAUCGCGAGCCUUUGCUGUUUGCUGGUUUAGAGGAAAUAAUUAAAAGGGCAUGGAAAUCGAUAUGCAUCCGGGCUGGUAAACCGGAACAAGGCAUCGACCGGUUCGAUAAAAUUGCAAGGCAAGUGCAUCGUGCUGUUGUUGGCCCCUGUCGUGGCCGCUAUCACCGCUAUUGCGUGGUCUGCGUUUGACAUCUGCGCAUUUCUCACGCUCGCCAUCGAGGAAAAAUCAAAACAAUCAAUAUGGCGGACCCAAGCAACGAAGCUGCAUCGUCGAGUAGCGUUACGGAGCAGGCUCCAUCGGCCACUCCAAUUCGCGACGACCUCGAGAAAAUCGAGGAUUUCCUCGAGCCCGACAAAAAGCGUCGAAAAUCCUCGCGGAACGAUGGGAAAACCGAGCAAAAGUUGGAACACCGCCUGGGCGGCAUCCUCUGCUGCGCAGUUUGUCUCGAUUUGCCCAAGGCAGCCGUCUACCAGUGUACAAAUGGACACUUGAUGUGUGCCGGUUGCUUCACUCAUGUCCUCGCAGAUGCCAGGCUGAGAGAUGAAAUGGCAACGUGUCCCAACUGCAGAAUCGAGAUCAGCAGAACAUCUCCAUCUCGAAAUCUGGCAGUUGAGAAAGCUGUGUCUGAGUUACCAGCUGAAUGUCAGUAUUGCGCUAAGGAGUUUCCAAGAAACUCCUUGGAGCGUCAUGAAGAGACAAUGUGUGAAGAAAGAAUAUCCAGUUGCAAGUACAGUAGAAUCGGCUGUCCAUGGCGUGGACCCAACCACGAACGUCCAGAACAUGAAGCGCAGUGCGUUCAUCCUCAUCGUACAGGGUUGGACGUUAUGGAGGCUCUGCGUGACAUCGACGCCCGUACUCUCGAGGAACGUAGGCUGUAUGACAAUGUCUUUGAUCUUUUGUCCUACGAGAAAAUCACAUUUAACGAUUUACAAAUGAAGCCGUAUCGUACAGACGAGUUUGUCCACAAACUCUUUUACGAAACCUCUCGUUUCACGGCGUUUAACAACCAAUGGGUUGUCAAAGCGAGGAUCAAUAAUAGUCAACGUGAUCCCACUCAGAGCUCUGAAAGGGACAUGACUUAUCAGCUGAUCCUGAAGACAAAAACAACGUACCCAUUGCCGCUUCACUAUCUGAUACUGAAGGGACCUUUCGGGGACAUGAAAGUACAACCAAGAAUCCACAGAUUCGAGUUCACCGACCAGGAGAACGAAAGCCCUUACUUACCUCUACCUUUACCCGACACAGCAGAGUGCAAUAGACUUCUUGCAGCUAGGGCAAUUAGUUUCAGACUAAUAAUGUUCCUGGCGUCCAAGUAGUUUCACACCGUAAUUAUUGUUGUCAAGAUUUGAUGGCAAAUGAUUUAUUGACAUAACAUUUUAGAUUUAACAGCGAUAAGAGCAUAGAUCACAGAGAUUUAUAAUCAAUUAUUAUAGUAGCGAUAACCGUAACGAUAAUAAAACUAAAGAUGCUAAUUCUGCUGUAGUCUAUACACGCAUAUACACUGACAAUGUACACUGUGUUAAUAAGAAAAAAAACAUAGCGCGGCACAAAGUUGUAGCGAAACUAGUAUGCAAUUUACUUUUGGAAACGAAAAAUAAAACGACGAUUCGGUUUGGUUCAAAACUUCGUUCAUACACUUUGCUGUUUCUUUGAGCCAAGACAGAGCAAGCUUUAUUACGUAGAUCGCCGUCGUCGGGCAGGUGGGAUGAAUGAACCGUCCCUCGACAGUAGUCUGCGCCGACAAAAAUUAAAGAUUACAUUUUUCAUGUAGCCGUGCAAUCAAGUGUGGACCAUCGUUCAGCCCGCGUGUCUGCCGGUCGAUGUUUGUUACACAUCCUUUUUGUUAAUAUUUAAAACUUACUAUGUCAUACACCUAAUAUCUUAAUUUUCGACACAUUGUAAUAGAUGAAAAUUAAAUAAAUUUAUUAUAAUUAUGAUUAACAA
Megalopta genalis is the source of this 2140-nucleotide messenger RNA. Its product is annotated as zinc finger TRAF-type-containing protein 1 homolog. Gene Ontology annotation, molecular function: zinc ion binding. NCBI's taxonomy places the organism in Eukaryota, Metazoa, Arthropoda, Insecta, Hymenoptera, Halictidae. The record is from RefSeq and is a predicted model, not a curated record. Gene Ontology annotation, cellular component: nucleus.